Neurospora hispaniola is the source of this 1136-nucleotide messenger RNA. RefSeq lists its product as uncharacterized. Bases 174 to 860 code for a protein of 228 amino acids. The record is from RefSeq and is a predicted model, not a curated record. The transcript has 3 exons. Lineage: Eukaryota; Fungi; Ascomycota; Sordariomycetes; Sordariales; Sordariaceae.
CGACAGUCACACAGCCAGAUUUUGGGUCCUGGAUGACGACGACACCUGGCUUCCCUGGUUUUCUGGCGGACAGUCCCAUGGUCGACGGAGAUUUUGCCAUGCAAUUAAUGUAUGCAUCGUGGAUGGUUGCAGAGACGAGGUUGAGGCGCUCAAGGUGCCCCUGUGCAUGAGACAUGUAUUUCUCGUCAUUUCGAAAUGCGCCUUACACAGCAUCCUGGCUGGGGGAGAAAUUGAAUCUGAGAAAGGAAGGAACCCAAGAAGGUGAAAGCUUCCGUUUCCAGUCCAGCACACCAGCCUACCUAGAGGUACCUACCCAAUCUGGCAUCUCGGAGGUUAGAGUAGCUCUUACCGACACUGGUAGAGGUAGCGCAGGCAUCAGCUUCGUGAUCCAGAAAGGGCUAUCGGGAAAAACGGCAAACGCGGAGAAAUUUGCUCGUCACUUCCUUCAAUACCUCAAGGCCUUUCCCUCCUUUCACACUCACACAAACCCUUACUCAACUCGACAUAAACUGAAUUUGCUACAAGACCGCCGAGUGGACGGUGUCGAGAUCUUCUCUUCCUGGCCACAAACUGAGGACGCGGAACGUAUGGGGCAGCCAGGAACCAAAUUCGCGACAUCCUUUUCCAUUCGGCCUAUUUGUGUAUUUUGCCGCACCAUCACCUCUUUUGGGGGUUAUUCCCAAUUUGCCCCUAACAAUGAAGUCCGCCUGGCACUCGAAGACCCCAGAUCUACCAGCAAGCGACUGGAAUACCAGCCGGCCAUGAGGCUGAUCCCCUGCAAAUUCUAUCUUGCAAGAGAACAAACAGUCAUACAGCUUUCCCAUGUGAGUCAAGGGAACAUCGAUAAAUCUCCGGAUUAAAGGUCUACUUGACCAUCUUCAAAUACCCCCAGAUUGCCUCGGCCGAUUUCUCGAAAUGCUUACGCCGUGGCGCCGUGUAUCAUUCCGUAAGGACAAUUCUUUGUACCUCCUCCUCAAUUCCGACGUUGUGGCGGCGGUUGUGACGUCCGACUCGGUAUCACCAUGCUUGCCUACCUCUGCAAUGGAACCUCGACAUCCGUGAGCUUCUUGGUACCUUCUCUCCUCAACAAGUACAAGCAGACUGGGUGGCGCACCCGCGGAAACAGGAGCUUGUCA